Diospyros lotus (date-plum) is the source of this 1529-nucleotide messenger RNA. RefSeq lists its product as uncharacterized. Bases 375 to 1340 code for a protein of 321 amino acids. The transcript is spliced from 2 exons. The record is from RefSeq and is a predicted model, not a curated record. NCBI's taxonomy places the organism in Eukaryota, Viridiplantae, Streptophyta, Magnoliopsida, Ericales, Ebenaceae.
UUCACCCCUGCGCCCGAUCGAACAGUUUACAGAUUCUUCAUCCAAUUAAGUGUGCAGCUUACUACUUAGGAGUGAUGAAUUUGCAGUCACCCAACUGCCAAUUAUAUAUAUAAGCUACAUGUUCUAGGCUGGCUGGCUGGCUGUCUGGCUGGCUGGCACAUACCAUAUAUAUGUGUGUUGUGUUCAACUGGGGAACUGGUCCCGAAUCUCCACUAAGAGAGACCCAACCCCAACUCUCUUUUCCCGCAGAGUGGAAGAGAGCCACAGCUAUGGGUAAUGGCCGGCCAGAUAUCGACACUUCUCUUUGACUCGGAAACAAUUUUAAAAAGGAAGGUAACUCUAGCCAGCCUCUGAGCCGCAAGAAAGUAACCAAGAUGCCUAGAAACUGUGCUGAAAAUGAAGUGGACGACGAGGAGGAAGCAUUGUCUCUGUGUGAUCUUCCCAUCAAAGGGGAAGACCAGUCGAGAAAUGAAGCUCAGUCUUCCAAGACCGGCGACGACUUCGAUUUCGGGUCAUGGAGCGCCUCCGUUUUGACAGAACCCGAAAUGUGCGCCGCGGAUGAGGUCUUCUUCCAAGGCCAAAUUCUACCGUUCCGCCACUCCAUAAGCUCGGAGAGCGGCCUGGCCGUCCUCCGAAUGGACAGCCGGAGCCCCAGUAGGAGCGUCUCGAGGUCCGAGUCCAUGGACCAUUGCUAUUCGGGCGGGUUCGCCAGUGUGAGCAGCAGAAGCAGCAGUAUUCGUAGCCACCAUUCGUCAAGCAGCGGCAGCUCCACCACCACCGCCAUCGCCACAAAAAAGCAACGAGUCCGAAACCAAUUCCAAUAUUCACAUCCAAGUCCCACGCCGCAGAUCAGGGUCUCCGCCUCUCGCUACGGCAAUGUCAGCCUCCGGAGCCGGAAAUCCAAUCUAUGGAGCUACUUCCAAGUCGGUUUGGUACGGACACCGGGAAACAUUCAAUUGCAAGAUAUUAAGCUUCCUCGUGGCAACAAUAACAGAAGUAGUAAUAACAAGAAUUUUGGUAGCCGUAACAGCAGCAGCAGCAGUAAUGGCUUUAGUGGACCCAAGAAAGAGAAACAGAAUUUGUUCGAUAGAAACGGCCCAAUAUUCGGAGGCUGCAAGUGUUCCGUCAAUGCAGUUGACACAGUUCCUUCGAGUGUUAUCAUCGUUAAGAGCAACAGUGCUCACAAUAAUGGGAACGAAGCACGGUCAGGAGAAGAAGAAGAAGAAGAAGAAGAAAGGAAGAAGACAAAGCAGCAGAAAGUAAAGCAAGCGGUGUCGCGUCAUCGGACGUUUGAAUGGCUAAAGGAGCUUUCGCUUGCAGGCGUCCCCGAUGAGUCAUAGCGGAGUUGCAAAGGGGAGCACGCAUGCUAUGCCAUGCGAUGCGCCUUUUGUUCUGUCAUUAUCAUUUCCAUUUUCACUUGGCCUUUUGCUUUUUUUCCGUUUUUCGAAAUAAGUAAUUUGUAGUUUGAGCAAUGGAUGCACUGUAAUCUAGGGAGCUCCGUCCGUUUUAUAUAAUUGAUUUGUGUGCAA